Centropristis striata (black sea bass) is the source of this 2318-nucleotide messenger RNA. RefSeq names its product tripartite motif-containing protein 16-like. Gene Ontology annotation, molecular function: protein binding; zinc ion binding. The transcript has a single exon. The record is from RefSeq and is a predicted model, not a curated record. NCBI's taxonomy places the organism in Eukaryota, Metazoa, Chordata, Actinopteri, Perciformes, Serranidae. Bases 384 to 2045 code for a protein of 553 amino acids.
UAAAGAUAGAUGGUGCUGCUUCUUGUUCUGGAAUGUCUGGAAUCUGUUAACUCCUCCCUGUGUUGUGUAACGACAAAUACAUUUUCAGGAGUAGAAUAACUACAGGUUAUUUAUUUCAGUCCAAUAAAACAUGAAACCUGGAAAGUUAUUGAAUCAUGUUUGAAUGUGAACAUAGAAACAGAGGAGAGUGGAAACUGAGGAGCAGGUUUAAACUGAGGAUUCAAACACGGAAACAAGAGUAUAAGUUGUGGUGCUCCUCAUCGUGGAAUGUAGAAAAACUUGUUAACUCCUCCCUGUGUUGUGUAACGACAAAGAAACCUGAACAUUUUAAAGAUGCUCACAGGUGAGUCACAAUCACAUGGGCUUCGUCUCUCAGCGGUGAAAUGGCGCAGAAAGGAGUUCAGCUGGACCGACAGAGCAUCUCUUGUUCGAUCUGUUUGGAUCUACUGAAGGAUCCGAUGAGUCUUUCCUGUGGACACAACUACUGCAUGAAGUGUAUUAACAGCCACUGGAAUGGAGAGGAUCAGAAACCGGUCUACAGCUGCCCUCAGUGCAGGAAGAUCUUCCCAACGAGGCCCAAACUGGAGAAAAACACCAUGUUAGCAGAAUUAGUGGAGCAGAUGAAGAAAACUGGCCUCCAAGAUGCUCCUGCUGACCACUGCUAUGCUGGAUCUGGAGAUGUGGCCUGUGAUUUCUGCAGCGGGAGAAAACUGAAAGCCUUCAAGUCCUGUCUGCAGUGUCUGGCCUCGUACUGUGAGCAACACCUGCAGCCUCAUUCUGAUGUGGCUUCAUUUAAGAAGCACAAGCUGGUGGAGCCCUCCGAGAAGCUGCAGGAGAACAUCUGCUCUCGCCACGAUGAGGUGAUGAAGAUGUUCUGCCGGACCGAUCGGCAGUCUAUCUGUUAUCUCUGCUCUGUGGACCAACAUAAAGGCCACGACACGGUCUCAGCUGCAGCAGAAAGGAGCGAGAGGCAGAAAGAGCUGGAGGUGAGUCGACUCAACAUCCAGCAGAGAAUCCAGGACAGAGAGAAAGAUGUGAAGCUGCUUCAACAGGAGCUGGAGGCCAUCAAUCGCUCUGCUGAUAAAGCAGUGGAGGACAGUGAGAAGAUGUUCACUGAGCUGAUCCGUCUCAUGCAGAAAAGAAGCUCUGAGGUGAAGCGGCAGGUCAGAUCCCAGCAGGAAACUGAAGUGAGUGGAGUCAAAGAGGUGGAGGAGAAGCUGCAGCAGGAGAUCAGAGAGCUGAAGAGGAAAGAAGCUGAACUGAAGAAGCUCUCAAACACAGAGGACCACAACCAGUUUCUCCACAGCUACCCCUCACUGUCAGCACUCAGUGAGUCCACAUCCAGCAUCCAGAUCCGUCCUCGCCGCCGCUUUGACCACGUGACAGCGGCCGUGUCACGAGUCAGAGACAAACUGCAGGACGUCCUGAGAGACAAAUGGACAGACGUCUCACUGACUGAAGUGGAUGUUUUACUGCCGGCAGCAGAGCCAAAGACCAGAGCUGAGUUCUUACAGUAUUCACGUCAAAUCACUCUGGAUCCAAACACAGCACACAAACAGUUGUUAUUGUCUGAAGGGAACAGGAAAGUUACAGUAAUGAGUCAACAACAGUCUUAUUCUGAUAAUCCAGACAGAUUCACUCAUUAUGAGCAGGUCCUGAGUAGAGAGAGUCUGACUGGACGUUGUUACUGGGAGGUGGAGUGGAGCGGGACAGGAGGAGUUAUUGUAGCAGUCUCAUACAAGAACAUCAGCAGAGCAGGGAGGUCACAUGUCUGUCUGUUUGGAUCUAAUAACAAAUCUUGGCUGUUAGAUUGUAUCAAUAACAGUUAUAACUUUCAGCACAACAAAGUCCAAACUCCCGUCUCAGGUCCUUGGUCCUCCAGAGUGGGAGUGUACCUGGAUCACAGUGCAGGUAUUCUGUCCUUCUACAGCGUCUCUAAAACCUUGACCCUCCUCCACAGAGUCCAGACCACAUUCACUCAGCCGCUCCACGCUGGAGUUCGUCUUUGGUAUGGAGUCUCUGCUGAGUUCUGUAAACUCAAAUAAUCAGAAGUGAUGUAAAGAGCAGCAGGUUAAACUCUCCAGAUUUCAGGUUAAAUUUAAAUGUUGUUCUUCUUUCAGACUGGUGGAAAGAGAACAUGUUUCUUUAACUUCACUUUGUUUAUUUGCGUCUGUAGAUUUCUCCUAAAUUCACCAAAAGUUAACAUUAGAUAAGGCCUCAUUUACAUAUUUAAACAGAAAAUUUCACUGUGAAAUCUGUGAGUUAAACUUUUUACUUUAUUUACCUGCAGUGUCUUUAAAAUGUCAUGAACUUCACAU